AUGUCAAAUGUAUUGAUUGAUGAUGAAUCAAGUCGUUUAAAACAUUUCAUCUGGGAAGAACUAGCCGAAAAUUUCUACGUCGCAGUCAUAUUUCGGUGUGUUUCAGGUCGUCGGUACGUUGUUCAACGACAUUUUGAACAGCAAUUACUCGAUCUAAAAUCAUCUUUUCUCCAGAAUAAAUGGCGUCAUUGUCUGUACGAUGUCAUUCACAAAUCUCACGCACCGAUUUACAUUACUUGCCAUGAAGUUGAAUUGAUGCAUGAAAUUUUUUCUUGGCACUUGAAUUACGCAAAAAACCAUCUAAAACUUCGAGAGAAUGUUGAUUAUAUCGUUAACUUUGAAGAUUUAUUCGAUAGUUUUCAAUCAUUAACUUUAAAUGAAGGUUAUCUCUCGACAACAUCGAUCAUCCAGCCAGUCACAACGUUAGACGCGGCAAGGAAAAACAUCGAACUAUGGAAAAGCUUACAAGGAAACGUAUCGCAAACUGAAUCGAAUGAAGAUGUAUAUAAAUCAUUGAACGGCAAACAACCAGUUUUAACAUCGUCUUCAACCGGUUGGCUACAACUAGAUUCCAAAAUUAUGCCCUUUAUUAAAAAACAAUGUGAUCAUUUACUUCUCGUUGAUUGUCUUCUCAAGGAGCAUGUCAUUAGUUCUUCUGAAGAUGUGUUUCUACGUCCUCUCUAUAUUCCAAUUCAAUCUGAAGAUAUCGAUCUAUUUCAUACUUUGAUUCGUCGAUCGUCAUUGACUGACCGUUCCUUACUAAUUACCCUUGAUCAUUUGGCCUUUCGUUUAAAGCGUUUGUUUUUCAUCAGAUUUCUUCCCACAGAAAAUCCGAAACAAUCCAUUGAUCAUCAAAAGAUAAUGUCAAACCAUGGUGGAUUGGUCACACUGAAUAAUCGUUCGCAACAGCGUCUACCAUUCAUUUACAUCAAUCAAAUGAAAUACAUUCCACAACUAAACCAUUUGAAUUUCACAUCAAUGUCAACAUUUUGUAUGGCCAACCCAUAUGAAUUAGAAUAUUUACGGUUAAUCUCUCUCUACGAUUAUAUCUCAUCGGAUGAAAAUAAAGAAACUUUAGAAAGUUUAUCUUCCACAAACUAUUUAACAUUAAUACCUAUCAAACCAGCGGAUGAAUAUCAAAUUCAACUGAGUAUAUCGUUACAAGAUUUCCAUUGUCAUGAAUAUGAAAGACGAACUCAACAAGAGAAAAAUCUCAAGUUUUACGAUAAUGAUGGAUGGUGGCAGCCUCCACUUUCGUCAUCAACAACGCGACAAAAACGAACUUUCUCCCAUUUCAAAUUGCAGCGGCCGAUCUUUUUUUAA
Messenger RNA from Adineta ricciae, 1323 nucleotides. The record is from the annotation of a GenBank genome assembly. NCBI's taxonomy places the organism in Eukaryota, Metazoa, Rotifera, Eurotatoria, Adinetida, Adinetidae.